AUCAGCCUCCUGCAGGAUUCUGUUCACAGUCACAGGCGCCGGCCAGCACUCACACUGUGAGCAGGUAGAGGUGACCGAGAGUGUUCUCCAGUCUACUUGUUGCUUCGCCCCAGGAGGGGUGGACAGAGCGGACUGGACAUGGUGAUGUCUGUGUAAAACAGUAACAUGUCACCACAUAGCCCAUGAUGCCUCCAUCAGCUCCCAGCACAGCACCGGAGAUCUGCACGGACAUAAGUUUUUACGCGUAUUCUCUUGAAAUGUUGCUGAUCUCCGUCCUUAAGGUGAAUCGGGAGAAACGGAAACCCACAAGAAGAAACGAGGAGGGACCCUGAUGUGGUCAUCAACAGGACUAUGUCUUCUUAAUCUGACGGACUGUAUCUUCCAGUCUUUUCUAGUGACCGACUGACUUGAGUGAAGAUGAUCAAAGAGGGGUCUCGGUCGGCCACCUCGCUGCCACCGGAUGCCAUGGACAUCAUCCGCAGCAAGACCAACACCCGCCGAGUGAGACUCAAUGUCGGGGGCCUUCUCCACGAAGUCCUGUGGAGGACGCUGGACAGGCUGCCCCGCACAAGACUGGGCAAACUGAGAGACUGCAGCACCCACGACUCUAUCAUCGAGAUAUGCGACGACUACAGCUUGGACAGCAACGAGUACUUUUUCGACAGACACCCCGGCGCCUUCACCUCCAUUCUGAACUUCUACCGCACCGGAAAGUUGCACAUGAUGGAGGAAAUGUGCGCCCUGUCGUUCAGUCAAGAGCUGGACUUCUGGGGCAUCGACGAGAUCUACCUGGAGUCCUGCUGCCAGGCCAGGUACCACCAGAAAAAGGAGCAGAUGAAUGAAGAGCUGAAAAGAGAGGCCGAGAACAUGAGGGACAUGGGUGGAGAGGAGUUUACAACCACAUGUUGUUCCGAGAAGAGAAAGAAACUCUGGGACCUCUUGGAGAAGCCGAGCUCAUCAUUUGCUGCUAAGAUCCUGGCAAUUAUCUCCAUCCUCUUCAUUGUGUUGUCUACCAUUGCCUUGUCUCUGAACACCCUUCCAGAGCUGCAGGACACAGAUGAGUUUGGUCAUUCCACAGACAACCCGCAGCUGGCCCAUGUGGAAGCUGUGUGUAUUGCCUGGUUUACCAUGGAGUACCUACUUCGCUUUCUCUCUUCCCCCAACAAGUGGAAGUUCUUUAAGGGUCCUCUGAAUAUAAUCGACCUGCUGGCCAUCCUGCCCUACUACGUCACCAUCUUCCUGACAGAAUCCAACAAGAGUGUGCUGCAAUUUCAAAACGUGCGCCGCGUGGUUCAGAUUUUCCGAAUCAUGCGGAUCUUGCGUAUUUUGAAGCUGGCUCGUCACUCCACAGGUCUUCAGUCUCUAGGUUUCACUCUUAGGAGGAGCUACAAUGAGCUGGGUCUGCUUAUCCUUUUCUUGGCCAUGGGCAUCAUGAUAUUCUCCAGUCUGGUGUUCUUUGCCGAAAAGGAUGAAGAGGACACCAAGUUCAAAAGCAUCCCAGCUUCCUUCUGGUGGGCUACCAUUACUAUGACCACAGUAGGCUAUGGAGAUAUUUACCCCAAAACUCUACUGGGAAAGAUAGUUGGAGGUUUGUGCUGCAUCGCCGGAGUACUGGUGAUAGCCCUGCCUAUCCCCAUCAUCGUGAAUAACUUCUCUGAGUUCUACAAAGAGCAAAAGAGGCAGGAGAAAGCCAUUAAAAGAAGGGAGGCUCUGGAGAGGGCUAAGAGAAAUGGUAGCAUUGUUUCUAUGAACACGAAAGAUGCAUUUGGCCGCAGUAUAGAGCUCAUGGAUAUAAUGGUGGAAAAUACUGAGCAAAAGAAGGAGAAGGUGCAUGAUAAUCAUGUGUCUGCUAGUCGGCAAAAAGGGACACUCAAACUCAAGUCACAUAUGAGCCCCAGCAGCCCCACCAAAAACCUUGAAUCCAACUACCAAGAGCAGGCCAAGCCCUCAAGCAGCCCUCAGCAUCUCAGUGCACAGAAACUGGAGGAGAUAUACAACAAGAUGGCCAAGGCCCAGUCACAACUCGACAUCAACAGCAAGGAAAAAGGGCUGCCAUCCAAAGCAGUUGGGCAGGUAUCUGAAUUAGAGAUGGGAAGUAUUCCCACUGAAGCCAUCUCAAGCAAAGCAGAGGCAGUUGUAGACAUAAGGAGCAUGUCCAGCAUUGACAGCUUCAUCAGCUGCGCCACUGACUUACCUGAGAGCUCUCGUUUUCCCCACAGCCCCGCCAGCAGCAUGCUAGGGAGGGUCAGUACCAACCCCAGCCUGGAGCCCACCCUGGAGAAUGAGCAUGAAGGAUCCCAGGGUACCACUACACCCCUGACAGGACAAGGCACCAAGCCUGGCCUGCAUUCUGACAGCCCCAGGAGUCUGCCCUUCAACAAACCACAUAAAAGCCACUCACUCAAGGUCAACUUCAGAGCUCGGGAGGAUUCAGGGACAGGGGCUCUCUCAGACAGCUCAUCAGUCCGGAGCCCUGAGGUGUCCAUCUACACAACUGCCAGCAGCAGGACACCCAGCAAGAGCCCAGAGAAUGUAAUGCCUAGCAGCCUCUUCACAUUCCACGAUGCAUCCAUCAAUACAUUCAUAGAUGCUGACACAGAUGAGGAGGAGCACCUGUAUGAUGGUUCAGGCACCAAACCAUCCCAAAGACUUCUGGAAAGAACCAGGCACACGUUUGGCCAUCACUCCAGCUUCCAGCAAGGGGCCAACCACAUGGAGGGCCUACAGAGGAAGCUGGAAAACAGCACACUGCCGCCAGAAGGGCAAGAGAACCAUGUGGCUCAGGAACUACAGCCAUUUCAGGGAGAGAAGAGUCACUCUAACGCUUAAAGUAGGAGUGACCACGGAGGAAACAUACAGGAGAGGAGGAAGCAGAAAGGAAAAUGUAAGAAGCACAGUGAACUCAGAAAAACUGAACCUCCCAAAAAUAUGAAAGACAAUGAAAACAUUUGCAGGAACAUUUGAAGAAUUACAACACAAAAUGCUUCUCCCAUGAAAAUAGAUGCAGACAAUGGGAAAUAUGUUUGUGUUUUGCUCUCAAACCUUUGCCUACCAAGGACUCCUGAAUUAGUUAGUUUAGCAGAGGACUCUGAUCUAAGAGGUUUUAAAAGUGUCUGUCUGAUAAUUUUUACUAUUUAUACAUCUGUUUUAGCCCAGAUCAUCAUAUAAUAAUCACCGCCUAGUUUUAAGAGUAUAGGAUAUCAUUUUUAUAAGCAAAAACCUAUUUUUCUGACAUCCCCUGGGUACUACUUUAAAGCCACUAUAGCAAACACUGUCCAAUCAGUAGCAACCCACAGAGGGCAUUGAAACAUGGCACUGCAAAAUGGGAAACUCAUUCAGCUGAGGUAUUUCAAAUAAUUACGUUGUUGUGUGAAACGAGAACUUACAUUUGUCUUUAAGUUAUUGGUAACACAGUGUAUAAAUAUGGCAUUACAAAGGCAACAGUGUGUUGUGAAAAUGUAUAGUUUGCUUCCUUUAACUUCCUUCCUCAAAACUGGCCUUAGUUUAUGUUGUCACCCAUGUUUAAUGUUUGUAUGAGUGAGAAAGAGAGACAUAUAUACGGGCAGACAGUACACACAAAAAACAGUACUGUAUAUUCAUUGUUAUGUAGCGUUCUUGAUCUCUUAAGUGUGAAGUUGAGGAGCAUCAAGUAUUUCCGUCUGAGUUUAGUGUCAUGCUCGUCCAUGUUUUUUUACUGCACAGAAAACAUUUAGACAACACAAAGAGACACUGUGAGGCUGCAUCCAUCGAUUUCCUUCUUGUUCCAAUGGUGCCCGACUGCUGGCAAGAGAGAGCACUUUAACAUGAUAUUAUUUUCAUUAUAAACAGAAAAAACUCUUUAUUCUUGUUUGUAGUGGUGUUAUCAGAGUUUUAACCUGCAGAAAAUCUAAAUUUCUUUAUGUGUUAUUUCAAAAUGUUCUCAAAGGUGUCUCGAAGGAGGAGUCAUCAUACCUAUUGUAGCUGAUAACUUCAUAUAAAAUGACAGGUCUGAUGAGCAUCACUAGCUGGAAAGACAGCACUGAAAAUCACUGAGAUUUUUUACAUUGAACCUCCACUUUUGGAAUGUGACUACUGUACAUGUAUAACUACAAAAGUAGAAUAUUACACAUACAAAAAAAGCAUUAAAUGUACAAGGUACAGAAUGAAAAUAAUUUAUAUUUUAAAGAUAUUUUCUAAAAGAAUUGACUCUUAGACAAAUAUAUUGUGCUAAUUUCGUAGUUUUGCAUUUCGAUAUAUGUACUGCAUAAUUUUGAUGGAGUUGCAUUUGUUAGACAAUAUACUGUAGUAGAUGAAUUUGUAUUGUUUGCUACUGUCUCCCCGUAAAUGUCUGUUCCUCUAUCCUUAUUUACAAUGUGAAGAACCAAAGAAUUGUUCUUUCUGAUAACUUGUACAGAUGAUGGUAAGUUUUACUGUUUUAUCUCAAAAAUGUAAGGCAUUUAGGCCUUACUUAGGCAUUCCUUUUCUAAAUCUGACAUACUUCAGGGAGCCAUACUUGCUCAUGCGGUACAAACAUGUAAGUAGACGUGAGGACUGCCCUUUGAAGAAGAAAGCUGUUGACAGGGAAUGAAAAGAAUAGAUGGAAAAUGAAGAGGGAACAUGGCACUUUAUUUCACACCCAUUUCAAAAGCUAAAAUUGGAUUAUUUACACACUGUGGAUCUUGGCAAGUGGUUCGCUUCCAGAGAUCCAAAACAUUACACUCACAUGAGUUCAUGUGACAUCUCUUACAAACACAAAGCCACCUCGCAGCAGUUCAACCAAAUAUCCUGCAUCCUGCACCUGACUCCAAACA
This is a messenger RNA of Sander lucioperca (pikeperch), 4790 nucleotides long. RefSeq names its product potassium voltage-gated channel subfamily B member 1-like. Bases 418 to 2829 code for a protein of 803 amino acids. Gene Ontology annotation, molecular function: delayed rectifier potassium channel activity; protein binding. Lineage: Eukaryota; Metazoa; Chordata; Actinopteri; Perciformes; Percidae. The transcript has 3 exons. The record is from RefSeq and is a predicted model, not a curated record. Gene Ontology annotation, cellular component: voltage-gated potassium channel complex; membrane. Gene Ontology annotation, biological process: protein homooligomerization; potassium ion transmembrane transport.